AAUUAUACUUUUACACAAUUAAACGUGUUUAAUUGCCAUUUUUUUUAGUACAGUAAUAUGAUAAAUGUAUUGCAUAGAUUUAAUAAAUAUAUUAUUAGCUGAUAACUUUUGUAAAGCAUCACUUUUUCCGUUGAUAUUUUUCUGUCAGAUGGAAUAAAUGACAAUCACUGUAGGCAAAGAUAGAUGUUUUGGCGCGAUAUUAUUUAAAAGUAGUUUGAUAUCAUUUCUACAUAAUAAUUUAUAUAAACAUGGAAACGUAUAAAAUCAUACAAAAUAUUAUUAAUAGUGAAAAUGAUUGUGAAGCAAAUAAUGAAUCUGCAAGUGAGUUGAAAAACAAAUUGAAAAAACAAACAGAACAAUUAAAGUCUAUUAUCUAUGAAAUGGAAUGCAGUUUAGGUGUAACAAGAUUUUCAAAUGCUAACUGUAUCAUUGAUUCGCAAACACCUAAAAGUACAACCUCUGGUAAAAUUCCAAAUGUUGAUAUAAAAUUAAAAUCUGAAUUAUAUAAAUAUUCUGGUUUUUAUUGUACUAAAUGUACGAAACAUGAAUAUGUAUUCCACUUUUCAUCCUCAAAUCAUUAUGAUAAAAAAAAUAAUUUUGGUGUACAAUUGUUCAAGAAAAGAGAUAAAGUUACAUUGGGAAAAUGGGUAAUGCCAAUGCCAAUUAAUCUAAGUGCCUUGAUGUCAGAGUUGUCUAUUAAUCAUGUAGCUCAUGUACCUAAUUUUUUAAAAAAAUGUAAAUAUUAUAUUGAUUGCUAUUUUAUACGACAUAAACAAUUUAGUGUAUUGAUGGAUACUGUUUCUCGUAUAAAAAAUUGUAAGUUGCAAUCAAAUGAUGGAUGUACACAAGUUAUUUUAGAAUUAUUAGGAGUGCAUGAUAAACCAAAUGAUGAGUAUAUGCAUAUAAUUUUAUACCUUAUAUAUCAUAUUGAUACAAUAAAGCCAUACAAAAUCAUAGUGGAUUCAAAAGAGACACUAAGUCCAACGUCAAAAAAAUAUUUGAAGGCAUCUGUAAAUUGUUUCAAACAGUUUGAUUUACAUAUAGCAUUUGAGAAAAUAUUAAAGAAAGAACCAUUUGUAUGGUCAAGAGAGGAAGAUGAAGAUAGCCCAUUGGAUAUGAAUAAUUCAUGGGAUUCAAGUAGUGAAGGAUACUUGACAGGGCUUUUAUCAUCGAAUGAGAAAUCUUUAGAACUUUCAAAAAGGAAAAGAAAAAUAAAAAAGAAAGAGAAAACAAUAAAAAGAAAAAAAACUUUGAAUCCUUCAUAUUCAGCUAGCACCUCUAUAGCUAAUGCAAAUUCUAUUUCGUUUCAAAAAGAAGCAGAAGAAGAAGAGGAAAAAGAAGAAGAAGAAUUUAAAAAUGGAAAGACACAUUCUUUAAGUAAAAGGGAUAGUAAUGUUACAGAAUUAACACCACCUGUUAAUAAAUUAAACCAAAAGAAAUUAAAGCAACGAAAAUUAGUAUUUAAUAAUGAUAAAUUAUAUUUAAGUAAAAAAAAUGAUGUUGCAUCUUCUGAAAUAACACCAACCAAAAAGAAAAUGGUACACAAAAUAAAAAAUAAGCCAGUUACUAGUACUCCAGUACAUCGUAAUAGACUAAGUACUAAUUUGCCUACUUCAAGCAGUACUGACAUUAGUGAUAUCACAGUUAACCAAGACAAUUUACAAAAUAUGGAAAAUAACAUUAAUAUUAAGUCUCCUAAAAGUAGUAAGCUUAAGAAAGGAAAACAAUCCCAGAAUAAUAUGCCCACAAAAUUAUUACGAGAUAGAAUUAAGAAGAAUAUAAAAUCUUCAAAAUCAAAGGUUUUAAAAUAAAAUUUAUUUCGUAAGAAAAAUAUCAGAAGCAUGUGAAGUACAAGUAUUUAAUAAAAUUAUCAAUAAUGCACCUAAUGAUUUGUAUGUCAUACACCAAUGUUCAUUUAUGUUUUGUACAAAUAAAGUUUGUAAUUUAA
Molecule: messenger RNA, 1948 nt
Organism: Megachile rotundata (alfalfa leafcutting bee)
Lineage: Eukaryota; Metazoa; Arthropoda; Insecta; Hymenoptera; Megachilidae
Source: RefSeq, a predicted model, not a curated record